AUGAUGCCCGUCAGCUACAUGCAUGUCGAAGCGAUGCAUGUUGCUUUCUUGGUCUCCAUGGAGGUCCUGACGCGUCUGCACACAACGGUUGCCCUGCCUCGGCACCCCGAGCAUGAGAAUCCUGCUCCCGCGCAGUGGACCUCCAGUGACGCCUGGCACAGCCGCGGCGCUGCCUCUGUGGAAGGCCGCUCCGCGGGGCUCCACCACGUUCCCAUCGUCUACACUUACACAGAGGAGAGCUCGGCCAAAGGGAAGCUGAUGCUGCAGGCCUCGGUACUCUCAGCACUGCGCCACAUGAGCGACGCAGAAAAAUUGGGGCCGUCUGCGCCGACAUUCGCGCGCAUGAGUUGCCCGCGCAGGCUCGCGCGUGCGCGCCCUCGCUUCCAGUGUGGCGUGCCGCGCUGGCGGCCCCCGUAA
This is a messenger RNA of Prorocentrum cordatum, 417 nucleotides long. Lineage: Eukaryota; Dinophyceae; Prorocentrales; Prorocentraceae. The record is from the annotation of a GenBank genome assembly.